Messenger RNA from Trichomonas vaginalis G3, 228 nucleotides. RefSeq lists its product as uncharacterized. Lineage: Eukaryota; Parabasalia; Trichomonadida; Trichomonadidae. The coding region runs from base 1 to 228 and encodes 75 amino acids. The record is from RefSeq and is a predicted model, not a curated record. The transcript has a single exon.
AUGAAAAUUAAUGAAAAUCUGAAAGAACGUGUUGCACAACUCGAACAAAUACUUGCAGGAAAAGAAUCUAUGACAGAAGCAAAAACAUCAAUGGCAAUGAAGUUUCAAGAAGAAUAUAAUCAUGUUACAAAGGAUUAUCAGCGAAUACUAGAUCUCUACAACAAGAUGGUUGUUCAAUUAAGAGAAUCUCGAAACAGGAUUAGUGAACUUGAAGCAGAAUUUAGAUAA